Messenger RNA from Adineta ricciae, 477 nucleotides. The record is from the annotation of a GenBank genome assembly. Lineage: Eukaryota; Metazoa; Rotifera; Eurotatoria; Adinetida; Adinetidae.
AUGAUACGAUUGAUUCUAUUAGGAACCUUUUUUGUUUUGUUAACAAACAAACGACAGCUUGAUGCAGCUCGAGAACUCUAUGGUCAAUCAUCAGGUCGAAUCCGUUCAUCGAAUUUGAACAUCGAUCUUCUCAAUACCGGAGCCAAUUCUUUGAAAGCCUUUUAUAAACAACAAUACAAACAGGUUCGUGCUCGUGAACGUUCUUCAACGUAUGUUCAAUCACGUCGUUUCCAUCCUGAUCAAUAUGCUCGUGACACACGUGAUCUUGGCCAGCCAUCGUCCUUUAUGUUGCCGAUAUCUUCUUCAUACUAUUAUACCUACGGUGGACCAGGAACAGCUCUGGUUUCUACCAAUCAAGAAGCAUGUCGUCUGACGGACAGUUUCUGUGCGCGAGAUUAUCAAUGCUGUUCGGGUAAAUGUCGAUGUGUGAGAUGGACAGUUAUGGGUAAAAUGUCGUGUUAUAAAAAAUGUUUUUAA